Molecule: messenger RNA, 1066 nt
Organism: Ricinus communis (castor bean)
Lineage: Eukaryota; Viridiplantae; Streptophyta; Magnoliopsida; Malpighiales; Euphorbiaceae
Product: abscisic acid receptor PYL2
Exons: 1
Coding region: 139-708 (189 amino acids)
Biological process (GO): abscisic acid-activated signaling pathway
Cellular component (GO): cytoplasm; nucleus
Molecular function (GO): abscisic acid binding; protein phosphatase inhibitor activity; signaling receptor activity
Source: RefSeq, a predicted model, not a curated record
ACCUUAUUCACAUUAGACUCUCUCUUUCUGUUCUUUUCAAUGUUCUAUCUUGUUAUUCUUCAUUUUCUUGUUCCUCUUCUUGCAUGCUAGAAUCUUCUUUAACCCUAACCCUAACAAAAUCGUUACAACUCGUGCGCUAUGGAACCUAGCAGAUCUCCACCACCACAAGGCCUAACCCGAGAAGAAUACUCGGAGCUAAAGCCAUUAGUAGACACAUAUCACAAAUUCGAACCAACACCUAACACAUGCACUUCUUUAAUAACUCAACGCAUUGAUGCGCCAUCUCAAGUUGUUUGGCCAUUUGUUCGAAGCUUUGAAAACCCACAAAAAUACAAGCACUUUAUCAAGAGUUGCAAUAUGAGAGGCGAUGGUGGUAUUGGCAGCAUAAGAGAAGUUACAGUUGUUUCAGGGAUACCAGCUUCCACAAGUACUGAAAGGUUAGAAAUUUUAGAUGAUGAAAAACAUAUAUUAAGCUUUAGGGUGGUUGGUGGUGAGCACAGGCUAAAUAAUUAUCGUUCUGUUACUUCUGUUAAUGAGUUUAUUAACAAUGAAGGGAAGGUUUAUACAAUUGUAUUAGAGUCUUAUAUAGUUGAUAUACCAGAAGGAAAUACUGGCGAGGACACAAAAAUGUUUGUUGAUACUGUUGUCAAGUUGAAUCUUCAAAAGCUGGCUGUUGUAGCCACGGCUUCUCUGCAUGGACAUGAAUAAUAAUUGUAUUGGUGGUGGAGGCGGCAGCGGCGGUGGUGAUCUUGAUGUUGGUGGCAGUAGCAGCAGAGUGGUGGUGUUGGCGGUGAUGAUGUCAAGACUCUUGUUGAAUAUCUCAGUGGUCAGUAUAAGCUUUUGCAAGUUGGGUUUUCUUUUUUCUUUUUUCUUUUUAAUUAAUUAUCUAUCUUAUUCUUCUUGCUCUUCUAUUAUUAUUAUUGGUUAGGCAGUUAGUAUUGGGAUGUAUAAUUAUUUUUUUGUUUCUAUAAUUUGGUAAAUUUCAGUUAUAUGUCAAUGGAUUAUUGUUUGAACUGUCAUAAUUUUCUCCACAUCAAUAAGCAUACUCAAUUACUAUAUUAUGCUA